Molecule: messenger RNA, 410 nt
Organism: Helobdella robusta
Lineage: Eukaryota; Metazoa; Annelida; Clitellata; Rhynchobdellida; Glossiphoniidae
Exons: 1
Source: RefSeq, a predicted model, not a curated record
AUGGAUUUCUACAAUUGUGAAGAUAUUAGAAUAGCAAAAAAAAUACUUACCAGCGAUCUAGAAGCGUUAAAUCUAGAAAAAGAUGAUAAAAUAAAGCCAAACAGUUCUGGAAACUCUAAAAAGGACAAGGUUAGUGAUUUAAUACUAACAAUAAAAACAAUUCUGAGCAACAAAAUUGAAAGCAAAUUGCCUCAGUAUGCUGCUCUCAACCUUUUUAAAAUUCCAAGCUCAAAAAAAGCUAAAUUUGAGUCAAUUCUUGACGAAAAGUUAAAAAAAUUAGAAGAACUAUUUAUUGAAGAAAGAAACAUCUUCCGAGAAAUAGUAAAUGAUGCGGCUAUUAACAAUAGCCCAAAAGUAGAAAGAAAGCAGCAAUCCGAUUGCAAGACCGAAUCGAGCAAGCAAUCUGACUG